Molecule: messenger RNA, 498 nt
Organism: Psylliodes chrysocephalus
Lineage: Eukaryota; Metazoa; Arthropoda; Insecta; Coleoptera; Chrysomelidae
Source: the annotation of a GenBank genome assembly
AUGAAUAGCUGUGGAAUGAAUAGCGGUGGAAUGAAUAGCAGUAAAAGGUCUUCAAAUUUCACUCAACUUGAAGUAAGUGAAUUGAUAUCACUGAUGAAGACAUAUCAAGACAUUGUUGAAUGCAAAAAAAGUGAUGCUGUGACAUGGAGGCAGAAAGAAGAAGCUUGGCAAUCCUUAUAUGAGAAUGUGGAAGAUAUAAUAGUACAACCUUCAACAUCAACAACUACGCCAAGGGCUUUUAAAAGGCCUUUCCCUAAAGAUGUUUCAGAAACAUCUAGUGAUGAUAAAUCAAGGAAAGAUGCCAAUUCACAGGAAAUUUGGAAUUCUUGGACUCCCAUGAAAUUGAAAAAACCUUUGUCCAAAGGUGUUUCAGUCAGAGAACAACAACCUCCAAACCGAAAAACAAAAUUAACGGAAGACUGCAGACAGAAAAUAAAGAGUGUAUCGGAGGCAAAGUUAGAUUUCCUUAGGCUGCAAACAACUUGCCUUAAAGAUUAA